Messenger RNA from Fulvia fulva, 2607 nucleotides. RefSeq lists its product as uncharacterized. Bases 1 to 2607 code for a protein of 868 amino acids. The transcript is spliced from 2 exons. The record is from RefSeq and is a predicted model, not a curated record. Lineage: Eukaryota; Fungi; Ascomycota; Dothideomycetes; Mycosphaerellales; Mycosphaerellaceae.
AUGAGCGGCGCGAUGAUGGCGCCAGGAGCACCGGCGGCGAAUGGGCAUAUUACGCCGUCGCCUGCGGAGGCAGAAGAGGAAGAACUGUACACACAGCUGCUGCAGUUAGGGGAUGCUGUUGUUGCUGGGACACACCCACAGUUCACACUGCCGGCAGCAGCCAUUGCGCAGCUCAAGGCCAGUAUCGCAGCCGCGCAUGCUGUCGCUCCUGCCACGAGCACAGAAGCAUCUGCUGUCAACGGACUCGUGAACAAUGGUGUGGCUUUCAACUCGAACGCGUCUACUUACCAUGCACAGCAAUCCCAUGCAGCGCUGCCCGGGCUGCAGACGCCAGUCGCACCUUCUGUCAACAGCGCAGUGCCCCCCGCUCUGAAGCCUGCUGCAUCUGGCGGCUUGGACCCGAUCUUCUUGGAGAAGUCGGACAGCCUGGUAAGAGCAGAGGGGCAGCUCAAGCGGCAGCGCAUAGAACGCGAAUUGCAGACACAGCUAGAUCAGCGCAGACAUCCACGCGACAAAGAUCCUGGUGUUGAAGGGCCAUCGCCAAUCGAUGUGCAAGCGAUCUUGACAGCCGGUACUACACGCGCUGGGCAUGUCUCCGGGCUGCCGCCAGCAAGGGCUGGGAGUCCUGCAAGUUCGUUCGACGAGAAUGACUACUACUCCAGCCAAGUCGAAAGUACCUUCCCAGCUGUUUCCGGGCAUCAUGAUGCACCAAGUGCACCAUCUUCAUUCUUUGCUAAGCCAGCUCCUGGUGUCAAAGCAGCAGUACGUGAUCAACUCGCCAAAGAUCAUGCCGCUCUCGCCCAGAACGUCGCGGACGAUGAUGACGAGUACGACCCAGAAGACAUGGACGACGAGUACACCCCACCUGACGCUACUACCUUCGACGACCUUUACGACGAUGCCGUUGACCAGCAACAAACUCAUGAAACCUUGGACGACGACAACGACGACUACGAGCCAGGAGAGAUCAUGCAAGAGUCCAGUGCUCCAGUGCAUUACUACCAGAAUCAGCAGCAAGCUCAGCCAUCGCCACGUGUACCGAUAUACAGCAAUCACCUUACUCACAUCGCUGCCCCACAGCCGAGUCGUGUCUCGCCUUUGGCUGUCGCUAAGGGUCCAAAAAUUGAGCUGGAGCUGGUCAAUGGCAGGCCAGAAGUUGUGCACAAGGGACGUCAGAAUCAGCAUGCAGCACAAUCUCGCGCCAGCACUGCUUCUCCGCCUGCCAAUGGAGUUGGAGGCGGCAACAAGAAAAGUCGUAAGAAGAAGCGAAAACGGGAAAGUGAGCCAACAGGACGUGGGAAGCGCAAACAGAGAAACGCGGCAGCGCAGUCACCUCCAUCACCGGCCCACACAGAACCUCGUAUCAAGGCUGAGCCAGUGUCACCGCCGCCCUUCGCGAACAUACCCGAAGCAUAUCCCUACAAUCAGAGAUCGUCCAAGUAUCGACCCGCAGAAAUCGACCUAGUCUCCCCCCGCCAUGUGCAGCCGCCAGUUCAAUAUGCAGACCCUCCACGAUCAGGACUUCGGUACGAGUAUGCGCAGCCUUCUUCUCCAGCUGUGGUCAGGGUCGCUUCUCCUGCAGCACAUCGACCAGUGCAGAGGGACACGCAGGAUCUCAGACGAGUAGCAAGUCUGCACUAUGCACAAAAGCCACCGUCACCGGCACAGCGGGCGUACUCGCCGGCUCCGACCAGAACAACUUCUAUGACCUACGGGGACCCAAGGCUCACACAGCAACCCUCGGCCCCGGCGGAGUAUGAGCCUGCGCGAUACCAGGAGCCAGUGCCGCAGGACAAUGUGCGUUAUGUGCGGGCAGAUCGCUCACGCUCGCCACCAAGGCUGCAAGAGUAUCAACCUUACGCCCGGGCUAACAGUUCAAUGGUGAUGCCACCACCGACGGCGCAGCCCCGUAGGAUCGUGGUGGAUCAGUAUGGCAACCGAUACUAUGCUGCAGAGCCAGUUGCUGCACCCACUCCAGCCGCUGCGCCUUCACGAGCCUCGGUAGCUCCAGUGGAUCGUCAACCCAUGGAACUUGGCUACGAGCGAGCACCGAGCCGCAUGGCAACAUCAUACAUUGAGCACCAGCCAGAAGCCGUCCAGUAUGAGCCAAUGGACACCCGUAUGGCGCCUCCACCGUCCAGGCGCGAACAACCUCUAUACGUCGACACGAAUGCAUAUCAAGCUCGAGAGUACAGUUCACGUCCUAUGGAGCAGGUCCGUUAUGCUCAAGAACCGACUUCGCCAGUAUACCAAGCAGCUCCUCGGUACGAAACGAUGGCACCACCGCCACUGCCACCCGCGCGAGAGCCCACAUCCCCCGUCUACGCGCCACCGAGGAGCUACAGCGUGCGUCCAGAUGAUAGCGCUCCUAUGUCAGCGACGUAUGCCAGGCAAGCUAGUGUGGCUCCAGUGCAGUACGUCAGGCAGGAGGCUCCUCCUGCCCGAGCAAUGAGCGUUGUGCCUGGCUAUGACUCAGCACCACCCUCAGCGCGUGCUUACAGCCACGCCCCACCACCACAGCAAGUAAGAUACGUCGACCAGUACGGACGCGAGGUGUACCCGGAAGUCAGGCAAGUGCCUGCUGGAGGAGAGUACAGGUAUCAGUGA